AUGCCACGAAAGCGAUUCGCCAGCGGUACACUGAAUACACCAGGCACAGACGCAUCGUCCUUGACAAGCACAAACGGGCCACCACCAAAAUCGAUCCCUUCCACCUUCACAGACUCCUUACCGUUGCCCGCCCUUAUAGUUUUUGACCUAGACUACACGUUAUGGCCUUUCUGGAUAGACACACAUCCCUCGCCUCCUCUCAAAGUGAACAAAGACAACACAGGCAUGAUCGACCGCUACGGCGAAACCUAUACCUUUUACCCUGAGGUGCCCUCAAUCCUGUACGAGGCCAAACGUCGCAAUAUCCUUCUCGGACUCGCCAGCCGAACACACACACCUGAUCUAGCGAAUCAAUCGCUACGAGCAAUCGAUGUGCCUGUGCCAGAACAAUACCUGAAGACAGGAAACAGCGAAGGCCCCGAAGAGAAGCCACAAAAAGCGAUUACAUUCUUCACUUUUCGCGAGAUAUACCCUGGGGCAAAGACUCGACAUUUUCGACAGAUACAGGCUGCGACGAAGAGUUUGGCAAAGAAGCAGGAGGGUAUACCUAAGGACGGGAUUGCGUAUGAGGAUAUGCUCUUUUUUGAUGACGAAUCGAGGAAUCGAGAUACCGAGCGAGAGCUGGGUGUUUCGUUUUACCUGGUUAGAGACGGUGUUACGCGCGACGAGAUUGAUAAUGGAGUUCGGCAGUGGAGGAAGAGACGAGGUAUUUCGGAGCAGAGCUCUAGUGCCUCUGCGAACGGUGACAGCUCAGAUCUUGGAUGA
Molecule: messenger RNA, 765 nt
Organism: Lithohypha guttulata
Lineage: Eukaryota; Fungi; Ascomycota; Eurotiomycetes; Chaetothyriales; Trichomeriaceae
Exons: 1
Coding region: 1-765 (254 amino acids)
Molecular function (GO): acid phosphatase activity
Source: RefSeq, a predicted model, not a curated record